Molecule: messenger RNA, 4826 nt
Organism: Mizuhopecten yessoensis (Yesso scallop)
Lineage: Eukaryota; Metazoa; Mollusca; Bivalvia; Pectinida; Pectinidae
Product: variant-specific surface protein VSP4A1-like
Exons: 10
Coding region: 90-1721 (543 amino acids)
Source: RefSeq, a predicted model, not a curated record
UGAUUGGCAAAAUGGAGACUGGAUGACUUCAUAAUGCUGUCAGAUACAUCAUAGAGGAAAAAUGCUUUUAGACGUUUCUGAAAACGGGAAUGAUGCAGAAUAAUUUUUAUUUAGGCAUUGUACUACUACUAGGGUGCCUGUACCACAAUGUUUACCUCCUGGUAGCAAGUGAUGUCAGUCCCUCUCAAGGGAAUGAUCUCCGUAGCUUCCCUGUCAGUCACAGAAGUGAUUUCCCCUUCCUGUUCGCCGACGUUACCAACUGUACUGGUUCCAACAUAUCAUUGUGCCAGCCUUGUGAUGGAGGAAGCUUUGCCAAUCACAGUGUGACUGAAUGUGGUUGCUGCCCCAACGAGGCUACAGGUGAAUGUUACAACCAGAGUUUUUGUGAGGCAUGCGCGGAGGGCCAUGCCCAAAACCUCACGGGGAAGGAGAGUUGCUUCCCCUGUGAUAAGGGACAGUACCAGGACAAGCCAGGCAUGACCACAUGUAAACCUUGUGCUAAAGGAUAUGCCACUAAUGUGACGGGCACUGUCAAGUGUUCAGAAUGUGGAGCUGGUGAAUUCACCAAUGUAACAGGUUCUGCAAAAUGUCUGUUGUGUCCAUCAGGGAAGGUACAGCAACAAGCUGGUCAAAGCAGUUGCGAGAACUGUACUAAAGGACAAUUUCAGGAUGAAAAGGGGAAAAUAGACUGUAAACCGUGCACAAAUGGAACAUUUCAGAACGAAACAGGACAAUCAAGUUGUCGUAACUGUUCUCAAGGUCAUUUCCAGGACUUGGAAGGUCAAUUGAAGUGUAAGUUGUGUAAUAGUGGAGAGUUUCAGGAUGAGGAGGGACAAUCUGAGUGUAAAUUGUGUCCCAAGGGGAAUUACCAGGCAGAGAAGGGACAGAGAUUGUGUAACAAAUGUGAACCAGGAUUCUACCAGAAUGAGACUGGUCAAAUCAAGUGUCAUAAAUGUCCAGGAGGAACAUUUCAAGAUCAGCCUGGUGUGUCCACCUGUAAGCUGUGUGGAGUUGGAACAUACUGUGGUUUGGGUUGUUCCCAGUGUGCUGCCUGUCCCCCUGGAACUUUCAGUGGUAAUUCUACCGGGCUACUUACCUGUCCUGUAUGUCAAGCAGGACAUUUUUCUAAAGAAGAGAGCUCCUUCAACUGUUCCAAGUGUGAACCAGGAAUGUUUCAGAGUCAGCCAAAUAAAUCGUCAUGUGUAUACUGUCCUGUCGGCAGCAUUUGCAAUGCUCAUGGGUGUAUAAACUGUGCAUAUUGUCCUGAAGGUCAGGAGACUGUUGAUGAGGGGAGUACCAACUGUACGCUGUGUGAACCAGGUUUCUAUAAGGCUGCUCUCAGUGGUGCCAAGUGUAUACCCUGUCGAGAUGGAUACUACCAGACCACACCAGGUUCCGGUUCCUGCUUUGAGUGUCCAUCGGGUUUCUUCUGUCCAAUAGCAUCAGAGCCCCCUCUGCGGUGCCCUAUCAGUGCUAUCUGUCCCAAAGGUAGCGGUCAAGCCGUACCAUGUGCAGGACCCUUCUAUAAGGCCAAUGAGGACAGGACAGAAUGUCGGGCCACUCAGGAGUUCAUCGCUGUGGUGGUCGGUUGUAGUGUUGUUUUGCUAGCAUUUUCAGGAAUAGCCUUAUACAAGUUUCGCCAGUAUAGAAAGCGACGCAAAACAUCUGAGGAUAACCAGCUACUGACAACCUCGGGGAGCCAGAUAUAUUCUGGAUGGUGACAUCUGGUAUUGACACCUUAUAUAUAUGUGUUCAUUGAGGGAAUGCACAUGUUAAUAUUUACCACAGUUUGUGAUCAAAUAAUUGGUGUGAUUAGUAUCACUAUUGUGUAUACACACUGUCAUCCAUAUUUAAGAUUUAAAGAUCCCCGUACCACUGGCAAAAAAUAUCACUAUUCAUUGGAAACUUUUCCUGGCAUGAUUAUAGCUUUGAUAAAUUAUUUCUGAAAAAAGAAAACCAUUAUGGAACUUUCACGAAAAUAUUUGAUAAAGACGAAAUAAACAGAAUAUACCAAACAACAGUGUUCUGUGUGCAAAAUUCCGCGGAGCUAGACUGAGAUUCAAACCCCGGACUUCAGGUUAUUAUACAAUUGCUCUAACUGAUUAAGCUACCUUGUCAACAGAAGUGUCCUCGCCCAAUAAUGCUGUAGUUAUAUCCAAUAGGAAACAAAGGAAAGGUAUGGUAUAUGGGAAAAAACCCCACAGUGCAGUGGUACAGGGAUCUUUAAUUUGAUUUAAGUUUUUAUAAAGUAUGUAUUAUGUAUUAUGUGCCCAGACUUCCAUACAGUCACAGUUUCAUGACAUGGCACUGUUUAGUGUGAAACCAGAGAAAAUAGAUUUCUUUGGAGGUAUGUGCAGGAGAAAUGAUAGGCUAACAUCACACUUUGAAAUGUGUCUGAAUAUAUAUUUAAUAGUUGUUAGACAUCAUUAGUUGAAUUUGUGCAAAAUAUAUAUCUCAUAAAAUGUGAAUUACCUUUACCUGUAAAUAACCGUUAAUAUAUGUCUGUAUAAUAAAUACACUCACUAAGGCCAAAUGAAAAAAUCUUGUGUUUCCGCUAGCUCUACCUACCCUAGCUUUUUGUGACUACCCUUAAGCUUUUAUAGGUAUAUAAGCAUAGUACAAAUAUUUUCCAAAAUAGAAAAAUGCCUUCCUACCUGCCCUAUUUUGCAGAAACACAAUAAUUAAUUUGUUUCGGCCUAAUGUCAGUUCGUUUCUCACCAGUCCAAAAGAUUACAAAGCAGACAGAUAUGUAGUUUUUGAUGCCAAAGUUUUUCAAAGACUUUUAUAUUCGUUUUGUGAAUUUCUUCUUCCAUUAAUUCUUAAAUUGACAUGAUUUGUAUUUUAUAUAUUAUCUAUCUUUAUUACAUUUGUACCUCAAAAAACAGUAAGGGAUAUGCUUUAUGUCCACAUAGAUGUUAUAUUUUAUGUUAUCAGUUUCAGGAACAUAUGUUAUGGUAUACUGAGCCUUCUUAAAGAAAAUCGAAAAAUGAAAAGAAAAGGAAGUAACAUCUCCUGAAUCCUAUAAAGUAUUUCCCUCUUUCCUCUUGUUGCUGACUUGUCUCGGCCUGUUAGACAGGCGGUUGUCAAGGCACAAUAUUCAGUGGCUCCUGCUUAUUGUAUUUUAUUGUAGUGACAAAGAGUUUACUUACGAUUACUUACAAUAGAUUUUAGGGUCAGCACUAAAAGUGACCAAGGAAAUAUAGUUAAGGAGCAAAGAUGUAGCUCUAUUACGAUUGGUCCAAGAUACAUAUUUAAUUGUGUAUUGUAUAUGGAAGCCUUUUUACCAUCAAAUAAUUAUUUUAAAUCUGUGGAGUUACGGUUUAAAUGGGUGCAGUUCAGUUAUUUGAAAUUGAAAAAACACCAGCAGGAUUUGCCAACAAUUAAGUAAUUAAUUGCAUUUGUCAAUAAGCCCAGCAAAAUUAGUGUGGAAAGGCUAGUUUUCAGACAUGAAGGGUUACAGAAAGUUGUAUCAUGCUAUUUUUCGAAAUAGUUUUAAGAUCUUAAAACAAACAACAACAAAAUAUUCAGAAUUUUAGUGUUAAAAUUAUGCAAAAAAUAUUUUUUGAUAAAUGUUUUACUUUUUAAAUCCUGAUCAGGGAUAUUUUGGGGUAGACAUAUUCUGCAAAAUGUUAUUUAUAUCUGCCAUGACUUGUUUUAGUGUAAGAGUGUAUGAUAGUGUAGUCACAUGGGGUUAUUGAGAUAGAUUUCACCUAUCCUCCAUACUCAUAUAAGUAACAACGUUUAUUACCUUAAUUAUGUACUCUCUGUAUGCUUAGCUACCUUCUUGAUGAAAUUGCAAGUUAAGAACCACUGACGUUUCUCACAAUUCAUACUUUGUUGAGAUAUUUUCCACUUGUAAAAAGGGCUGACUUUAUUUAACAUUUGUGAAGAUUUGUCUCAUGCGAGAAGGACAGUGACUAGCUUUAUGGAUUUAUUUUAAAAAGAAAAUAUAUUUGGUGUCAAAAUUCCAAUUGUGUAGAUCUCAAUAUACUGAGCUGGUGUCAUCAAAUUUUGAAUGAUCUUUUAAUAGGCUGUAGAGCAUUUGUUUGGGGAUGCCGUGGUUUUUAACUUUCAUGCACUGCAGUACCAACUUUAUAGCAACUUUCUGUGAUAAAACACUUAUGCAAUAUGUUAAACUACACAUUCCCUAUGAUAUCUUUCUAAAUAUUAUUAUUUAUUUGUAGUCUAUUAUUGGUAUUUGUAAGUAUCUAUUGUUCAAACUAUGGUAUGAAAGUAUAUAAGUGGAUGAGAGCUUGAUUCUGUGUAUAUUGUAUUGUACCUGUUAAUGUGGUAUGAAAUUGCAUUGUUUUUGUGUAGGUUGCAUUUUAUUGCAUUUUGCCAUUGACAUGUAAGGUUUCUUUGUAAAAACGAAGUUGGUAUUUUUCUACUGUGACAUAUAACAAUCUGUUAUUCUCGCACUUUUUAAACCCACGAACCACAGAAAAAAGCCAUAUUAAAUAAGAAAAAAACAAACAAUGGGCAUUGUCGCGUCAUAAUAGCCCUGACAACAGAAUACAUCAUGCUUUGUCUUCAGUAUGUUUUGUCAGGAGAUAGCCUAUCUGUCCAUUGAAGCUCUUGUUUUUAUAUAAAAAAAUGUAAGAAACAGAAUUCUAUAGGUUUCUUGUUGAGAAACAGUAAUAAUUCACUGUGAAGUGAAUAUUGUCACUCAUGCUGAGCAGUUGUGAAACAUAUCAAACUAUUCGAUCAUCCCAUUUGUGAACUAUAAUUAGUAAACCAAGAAUGUAUUUUCAUAUAUUACACCUAUUUCUGUGUCAUGAUAAACUGUAAAUCUGUUGAUUUUAUGUAAAAAAAUCAUUGUAAUCUAA